Molecule: messenger RNA, 3925 nt
Organism: Paramormyrops kingsleyae
Lineage: Eukaryota; Metazoa; Chordata; Actinopteri; Osteoglossiformes; Mormyridae
Gene: il17ra1a
Product: interleukin 17 receptor A1a
Molecular function (GO): interleukin-17 receptor activity
Source: RefSeq, a predicted model, not a curated record
CCUGUACUUUUGCUUAACCCACCAGGAAGCCUGUGCAGAUGUUUCAUGUCGCUUCCACAAUACUGGGAAGUCCCCCGUGGGCCAGUUAUUUACAAUGAACAUGUACCAUUAAACUUUUUGAUAUGAAAAGAAGAUGAUUUUAUUAUUGUACAUCAGUGUUUUGCUUUCCGCAUGUCCAGAUCUAUUGCCUGGUCUCCGUGUGCUGAACACGCUGAACUGCACGCAAGCGGGGCUGAGGUGUGAAGCAGACAUAGACUACUGUCACAGAAAUGGCUGGAAGAGGAAGCAGAGGAUGACCCCAACUGCUCCACAAGACUUAGAAUGCACGGUGGCGGUACGACAGGACGGAAACGGCGACCUGGUGCCAGUGGUCGUGGUGAGGUGGAGGACACAGCUCGACGGAAGCAUGAAACACCUCCGAGGUGCAGAAGUUAAAAUGCUGAAGGUAUCAACCAACAGGAACCUUUGUGUUCGUUACAACUUCCUGGAUGAAAUUACGCCCGCAAAUAAACAGUGGUUAUUUUCUCUGGAUGGAGUGGUGGUAGAGCCUGAUGAAGAAUAUUAUGUUGUUGUGUCUAACUUGCCAAGGCCAAGUAUAGGUCAAGGCAGCAACAUCUACAAAAAUAUUGUCAUACCAGGAUGCCAGGACGGCAUGAUGCUGGAGACGAAAGCGUGCCUAGAAAGCGGAACCAGUUGGAAGCCAAACAUUAAGCUGAUGAUGGCACUGGUGAAUGGAAGCAGUACAAUUAUGGUGAAUUUCAGCCGCUGGGAGUAUGCAGAAAGGUACAGGGUGUUUGUGAAGUGCAAUAUCACGCACUGGGAUUUUCUGCAGGGGAAUGAUACCAGACUGAAAGUGCUGUUUGACUCUAAGAAAUUCCCUGCCCUUUGCUGUGUGUUCAGAGUUUCGAUUCAGCCCUUAUUUCCUGGUUGCAAAAAUAACUGCAUUCGACCACAGAAGGAGUUUGAUGUUUGUUCUGCUCGAACAGACCCAACAGCGCCACCCUGUGUAGAGCAUCACAAACUGCUGGCCUUUGGAACCGUGGUUGUUUCCAUCAUCUGUGUCAUGGCCUUGAUCGUCUGUUUAUACUGCAAAAAACAUCAUGGAGAUCCUUCAAAGACUGACAAUGAUGCCAAAGAACCAAAACAGACAACUGAGAGCCCAAGGAAGGUCCUGAUCAUCUACUCCCUGGACCACCCCCUUUAUAAGGAUGUUGUGCUCAAGCUGUGCGCCUUCCUCAAGGUGAAGUGUGGCACAGAGGUAGUCCUUGACCUCCUGGACUCCACCCAGCUGGGCGUAAUGGGCCGCCUGCAGUGGCUGGAGUGCCAGAUGGAGAGGACUGGGACUGCACCCAAUAAGGUGCUGGUGCUGGUCCUGUGCUCCCGCGGCGUGCAGGCCAAGUGGCGAGCCAUGUGCGGGGGACCCCAGGUGACACUGAGGGAGGACAGCCAUUCACCCAUGGGGGACAUGUUGACCCCUGCUUUCAGCCUCAUUAUGCCAGACCUGCUCCGGUCCGCCUCCUUGGGCAAAUACGUGGUAGCUUACUUUGAGGGUAUUUGUGAUGAGAAGGACGUUCCCUCACCAUUCAGACUCACCGUCAAGUACAAACUCAUGAAUCAUUUUGAAGAGCUCUACCUCCGGAUCCUGGGCAAGGAGAAGUUAGAGCCAUGGAUGAUUAACCAUGUUGAGGGCAUAAGAGGGAAAGAUUAUCAUCAAUGUCCUUCUGGUGAAGCCCUAAAGGGUGCAAUUGAGGCCUUCCAAACCUACCAACUCGAGAAUACAGAUUGGUUUAAGAAGGAGUGCAUGGAGAAUGAAGAAGAACAGCACCCUCUACUGGAAGACAGAUAUGACACUUAUUCCCUUCGGUGUAUUCCGAAGUUCAGGGAAGACCCCUGCUGUGAUCACGAGAUGGAGGUGGCAGAAGAUCAUCAGGAAACAAUCUCCUCAACUGUGGUAAUGUGUUGCAGAGAAAGCAGACCUUCUGUCAAUGAACGUUAUUCAGCUGUUGACACAGGGCUGUGCCAAAUGUAUUUAUCAGCUGGAGGGGACACGUCAAUCAGCAUCAAUUCUGCCAUUUACUCUUCAGUCUUCAGAAGGCAGCUGUGUUGCACAUCUGAACAGGCAGGGCAUGAACAGCUGACAUCUGCUGAGCACAGUUCAUGUUUGCAGGAGGAGCCAAGAGGUGAUGGAGACACAAUGGGGACUGAGGAAGAGUCUCUCCUCUCCCUACGUGAUCUCUCACUCAAGGGCUCUGAGCCACUGCACCCACUGCAGCCACUGCAGCCCUCAGAGCCACAGGUUCUUUGCGAAGCUGGUAUCUCCUACAAACCUGAAAAGGAGGAGAAGAAUCCACAAAACCUGGAGGAGCAAGGAGAGAAGAGACCUUAUAGUGGGUCAGACCUGGGUUACAUCUCAAGGUCUUCCCUCCAGAGUGAAAACCUCCAGAGUUCAACUACCACGCUGUCAGUCUAUACGGAGGAUGAUGCCACAACCUAAAAUUCUGACUACCUUAACAGUGGGGCAGAGUUAGGACAGGGAUCUCAUGACAAUUUGGGCAAAAAAUAUGGAAAAAAUAACUAAACAUCAGUUUUAUUUUUGCACUUUUUCUGUUAAUUUAUCUCUAUAGUGCCUUAAAAUACAUAUUUAAAAUACAACUACAAAUAAUAUUAAAGCUACUUCCACAGAUGUUCAUGGGACACAUAUGUACCUUUUACUACAUAGAUUUAUUAUUAUUUAUCGGUUUGUUACAUACAUUUUAUUUGCCUAAUAUUUCAUCAUACAUACACAUUUUAAAAAGAAAAUACUGGAUCAUAUCAUCUUUAAGGUAUAAUAAUAUACACUCCUUGUACACAAGUGAUUUGCUGUACUGUAAACAAAGGUACAUACUUGUAUAAAUUUAUAUAUAUUACUGCCAAACACAUGCAAUUCUGGUUCUUGUUUUGAUACAAUUCAGUUCUGUUUUUGAUAUUAUGCAUUAAAAUGUCUAAAAAAACAUUUUAAAUCAUAAAAUAUACUUCUGUAUUGUACAGUUUUUUUCCAAUUGACCUUAAGGAGAACACACUUAUUGUAAUUUUGAUAGUCCAUUAUAUAUCUAUAUUUUUGUGUGUUGCAAAUAGGUCGUGAAGCACUUUGAUCCAUUUGCAGUUCAGAUGACAGUGACACCCUUGUCUUUACAAUGAACUUAAGCUAAACGCUGUUAAAAAAAAUCUAAUUUUCCCCAGGUGCAACUAUUUAGUAAGUCAGAUUUCCUUUAAAGUACAAAGAUGUCCAAACACUUUGGUACAUUGGAGGAACCCAAUUCAUUCCAGUCAUGAGAAAUUGUCAUUGCAUAAACAGUUCUAAAAUUAGUUUUUUAAUAUACUGUAUAUAAAAAAUAACAUUAACAAACCAUAACAGCAAUAAUAUACUAGAUACACUUUCAACUGUAAAAAAUAUAAGUAACAUUUUCAGAAUGUCCAUUCCAAUCCCUCUCAUCAAAUAUCUCCCUUAACAGUACUACUCUCUGUGUACCACUAGAAACACAUUUUACAUCUUCAUGUAUUAUUAUUAAAUACCACCUAAUACACACUGUCUUGAUUUGGGCUGUUCUCUUUCAUUACAGUCAGGAAUAUGCAGAAUUGCAGUGUCUCAAACACAUACAGUGAUGUUUGAUCCAAGGUAAUUGAGAAACGUUUCUUAUGUUUCUUUGGGGAAUUAUUAGGUUAGUCAAUAUUUUUUCUUAAAACUUUAAUUAUAUCAACAGUAUAGUUGUGCAUGAUUAAAAUAUUUCACAUUGUUAUACCAGUAUGAUCAAAGCUGUUGCGGUUUUGCUUCAAAUUCGUAGUUUGACUGUGUUCUAAUUUUAAUACCUUAUAAAGAACUUUAUUUUGCUAUAAAAUAUGACCAUGGUAAUUUGGAAAAGCAGAGAUUCGUAUGUAUGUCGAGGGA